AAAAAACUUUUUGUUACGUUGUAAAUUAAUUCAAAUCGAAUCAAAUUUUCGUUUGUUUUCUAAAUUUUUUCAUUAUAAAAGAACCAUUCAACGAUAUUAAAAAAGCUUUUUUUAAAAAAAAGAAUUUUUUUUUUAUAAUUCAUACAAAUUCGUCUAAUUAAAGUUUACUGUAUGUCUUCUACAACUAAUAUUCAAAAUCCUCUUAACCUCCGAAAUUUCGAUCCAUUCGCUGAUGCGUUUAGAGGUGAUGAUACUGGUACUCAAGACGGUCUAAUCCAUAUACGGAUUCAACAACGAAGUGGCCGUAAAACAUUAACUACCGUACAAGGUAUUGCUGACAAUUUCGAUAAAAAGAAAAUUGUUAAAGCAUGUAAAAAGGAAUUUGCCUGUAACGGCACAGUUGUCGAUCAUCCAGAAUAUGGUGAAGUAAUCCAAUUACAAGGCGAUCAACGUAACAAUAUUGUUGAAUUUUUGACUAAAAUUGGUAUUGCUAAAUCGGAACAAUUGAAAGUUCAUGGUUUUUAAAAAAAAACUUCAAACUAUCAACAAACCUUAAAAUAAUAAAGAUUGCCUGAUUGAAA
Messenger RNA from Dermatophagoides pteronyssinus (European house dust mite), 581 nucleotides. It is a transcript of the gene eIF1, whose product is annotated as eukaryotic translation initiation factor eIF1. The record is from RefSeq and is a predicted model, not a curated record. Gene Ontology annotation, biological process: translational initiation. NCBI's taxonomy places the organism in Eukaryota, Metazoa, Arthropoda, Arachnida, Sarcoptiformes, Pyroglyphidae. Gene Ontology annotation, molecular function: translation initiation factor activity.